AAGAAGAAGACAGUAUAAGAAAAGAUGGCGGUGAAGGUGUAUGGAAAGCCACAGGCAGUGUGCCCGCAGAGAGUGAUGCAUUGCCUGGUGGAGAAGGGCGUCCCCUUCGAGUUCGUCCUCGUCGACAUCGACGCCAUGGAGCAGAAGCGGCCUGAGUACAUGGAGAAACAUCCGUUCGGCCAAGUUCCCUUCAUUGCUGAUGGCGACUUCGAGCUCUUCGAGUCUCGGGCCAUCGUGCGGUACUUUGCGGCCAAGUACGCGGACCGCGGGCCCAACCUUCUCGGCCGGACGGCGGAGGAGCGAGCCAAGGUGGAGCAGUGGCUGGACGUGGAGGCCAUCAGCUACAGCCCCUGCGCGUUCACAAUCGUGUUCAACCUUUUCCUGUUGCCCAUCCGCGGCCUCCCGGGGAACAAAGGCGAGGCCGUGGCCGCCAUGGAGAAGCUCGACAAGGUCCUCGAGGUGUACGAGAAGCAGCUGUCGCGGACCAAGUACUUGGCCGGGGACGAGUUCACGCUGGCCGACCUGACCCACAUCCCCGUGACGCGCUACAUCGUGGAGCACUGCGGCCUGGCGUACCUCCUCGAUGACAAGCCGCAUGCCAAGGCGUGGUGGGAAGACGUCAGCCGCCGGCCGGCGUGGAAGAAGGUGAUGAGCUUUGUGGCGUCCGGGGCGUCAUUCUACUCCCCCUAGAGUUGCUGUGCCACUGCACAUCAUGUGUUCGAUGAAAGGUCGGGGACUUAUAAUGCGUCAUCGGUUUUGAUGUAGUAGGCAGGUGUUGUGACAUUUCCUUCCUGAACGUCAAUAAUAAAAAUCUGUAUGCCGAUCACGCGAGCAUUGUAUCUUUGUUCGAGAAAGGUAAGUUGAGUCUGUACUUGAUGUCAUGCCAAGACACGUAUUGAGAUGAAAGCGAGUGAAUUAGGUAUCUUCUAUGGA
Musa acuminata subsp. malaccensis (wild Malaysian banana) is the source of this 933-nucleotide messenger RNA. Its product is annotated as glutathione S-transferase F9. Gene Ontology annotation, molecular function: glutathione binding; glutathione transferase activity. The record is from RefSeq and is a predicted model, not a curated record. Gene Ontology annotation, biological process: glutathione metabolic process. Gene Ontology annotation, cellular component: cytoplasm. Lineage: Eukaryota; Viridiplantae; Streptophyta; Magnoliopsida; Zingiberales; Musaceae.